CCCCCAGCUCUCUUCUCUCCCUCUUUCAUCGUCAUCUCCUCUCCACCACGCCGCUCCUCUCUACCCCACUCUCCCCCGCUCCCCCCGCUCCAGUUCAGUAGUUAAAUCUGUUUAUGUCUCAAUUCAAUCCAGUUAAUUUCAGUAUUUAUGUGUUCGUAAGAGUUUAUCCGAAGAUGAUUAUACCAAUUAGUGAUAGCAUGUGAUAAGUUAAAUUGCAGCACGAUCCUGUGUGCUUAAAUAUCAAUUUAAAGCAAGAUCCAAGUUAUCUAGAUUGGGUCUGAUAGCAAGAUUGAGCCUCGCACUCCUUUCUUCCCCAUUUUCCCCGUGCAUCCAAAACCCUGUUCCGUCAAAAACCCGACCCAGUGUUUAGAAUGGAAAGUAGUAGCAGCAAAGCAUCAGUUCAGCAACUCACGCCUGAGGAAGCUGCACAGCUACAACAAGGCAUUGGGUUGGUGCUGUGUAGAUGGACCGCCUUGCAAAUGGCUAUCGAAAACGAGUGGGGUGGUCGAGGCACUCGUGAAAAAUCUAAUCAGCUCAAUCUUGACAUUUUUAACGCUUUCACACAAUCCAAAGAAAAAGUAUAUAUGGAUGAUAUAGAGGAUAUUCUAGAUGAGUUCAUGAUAUCUCUAAAUACUGAAGUCAGUGAUGGCAGCCUUGAGGAGGUAGCAGAAAAAUUGAUGUAUAUGCAUGAAGAGUGUCUGGAAGGGAACUUCAAUUCAAUCAAAGUGCUAAGAGAAACAAAUGUUGGGAGGAGACCUGCUACUUAUGUCAGACAAGAUGCUAGUGACGACGACGAUAGUAGUAAUGAUGGCGGUGACAGAAAUGAGAACUUGGGCAACAAUGCAUCAGAUAUGGCAAUUGAUUCUAUGGAAACACAGUCAAGUUUGGGCCAGGAUAUGAUAGUUGAACCUGUGAUAAAGCAGCAAACUGAAGUGGACGAGGAUGGUUGGACAACGGUACCUACGAGGCGUAAUAAAGGUAGAAGGAACUAAAGCACUACUACAGACCCAUGGGGUAAAAAGGAGUUAAACCCAACUGCAGUUGUAUACAUUUUUGGUCUAUAAUCUUAAAAAUGAAGGAAGCUUGCAAUAUUAGUGACAUAUUAUUGUAGUAGUCGUAAUCAUGGUGAUUGUAAUUUGGUUUUCUCGUUCAUCGAUGAAUUAUCUCGGAAGACAUGAUUAUCUGCUAGUGUAACCAUGAAUUUUGUAGUUGAGUGUUACAGGGGCUUCAUCUAUGUUGCUUAAUGCUAUUGGUAUUCCAAUUGUUUCCCUGGCCAGUGUUGAUGAACCUGCUACUUCAUCUUAAUUUUAUUUGGACUAUCGAAUCUCU
This is a messenger RNA of Lycium barbarum (goji berry), 1329 nucleotides long. RefSeq lists its product as uncharacterized. The coding region runs from base 372 to 992 and encodes 206 amino acids. The transcript is spliced from 5 exons. Gene Ontology annotation, cellular component: nucleus. Gene Ontology annotation, biological process: maturation of SSU-rRNA from tricistronic rRNA transcript (SSU-rRNA, 5.8S rRNA, LSU-rRNA). The record is from RefSeq and is a predicted model, not a curated record. NCBI's taxonomy places the organism in Eukaryota, Viridiplantae, Streptophyta, Magnoliopsida, Solanales, Solanaceae.